Fonticula alba is the source of this 1671-nucleotide messenger RNA. RefSeq lists its product as hypothetical. The transcript has a single exon. Lineage: Eukaryota; Rotosphaerida; Fonticulaceae. Bases 1 to 1671 code for a protein of 556 amino acids. The record is from RefSeq and is a predicted model, not a curated record.
AUGUCCGGCCUGUCCACCAAGCUGCCCGCGCCGCUCUUGCGGUCCAUGUACCGGCGGUGGGUGCGCUUGGCGCCGCAAUUCUCCCGGACCCCCUACUUUCGCGGGAUCAGCGGGAUCUUCCUCGAGGCGGAGGCCCCGCUGCCUGGCAAGCGGUGGACUACCCUCUCGUACCGGGAAAUGGAGUAUGUCACGCGGGCGGCCUUCCGCCUGGGCGGCCGGGCCAUUCUCCGUCCGUCCUCCGUCGACGAGUACAUCCUGCCCAAGGAGGGCGCCACGGAGCACACGCGCGUCGUUUUGGACAUCCUCCGCGCCCAGUGCAAGCUGGAGGAGGACACCACGGCCGGCUGGCAGCUCCUGCUGGAUCGCUUUGCCUUUUUGACCGGGACCACGGCCGAUGUCGGGCGCUUGGAGCUGCUGUUCGGCCUGCUACCGCGCCAGGAGUCCGACACGCCGAUGAAGCUGCUGACCCAUGGCUUGGACUUGCUGGAGCGACUGGAAGGCAUGUUGCAAAUGGACGUGCGCAACCUCCAGUGGAUGGUCCGGGCGGCUCUCCGGGUGCAACUCUUCGAGCUGGAGCAACAAAUGGCCGGCGGCCAUGAGGGACACAUCCAGGUGCUGGCCGGCUUGAUGGAUCUGCCCCAGGCCGACAGUCUGUCCAUUCGGGACCGCUUGACUCGGGACAUGGAGGGUCUGAUGGAGUCCUCGGGCCCGGAGUACCGGCGCCUGCCGGUGGCCUACUCGCGCCUGCUGUCGGCCCUGCGCAUCAGCCUCGACCAUGCCGGCAUCCGCCGGGAGGACUUGCUCGAGGGCAACCUGAACCCGAAGGUGGUGGCCGCCAUCGAGGCGGCCUGCCAUGCGCAAUUCAUCCGCCUGGUGAAGAUCUGCCACCAGUACCACAUCGUUUUGCCGGUCACCCUGCGCGUGAGCGACUUCUUCCCGCUCUUCACCGACACCAGUCGCGACUGGUCCGAGGGGGAUCUCUCGCCGGAGGAGCUCCAGCAGCUGGAGCGCUUCUUCGCCGAAGGGAGCAACCUCCCCGUCCCGGACCGGUAUUUGGAGCUGGAGAUCGAGUAUAAUGACCUGCUCCGGGGGAUGGGCCGCAGCCCGGAAUCCAACCUCCGGGAUGAGAUCAUCCGCUUGGAAAUCCUGGAAGAGAUGGGCACCGUCCUGCGAGCCGUGGACCCGGAACACCCGUUGCUUCGGGCCCGCGGCAUUGAUGGCGUCCCGGCGUCCGAUCCCGAGACCCCGUACGAAUUCCCGCCGUUGGACUUCCUGCCGGAUGACCACCCACUUUUCCAGAUGACCGGCACCCGGGACAUCGAUGCCCGGCAUGUGCUGGCCUUCAUGCUCCUCAGCCGCGACGCGGCCCAGUCCAUCCUCCAGUACUACAACGAGUACCCGAACCAGGUGACCCCCUACCUGAUUGUGUUCAAUGUGGCGGUGGCCGGGACCCAGCGCCAGCUGUAUGCCCUGGACGAUGUGCCGGCUGGCCAGAUGCCCGAAACCCCGGGCCCCGCGCCGGACAUCGACGCUCCGGGGCUGGGAUUCCGUCCCGACGACAUGGACGACCCGACGCACCUUGUCACCGAGCGCAAGGCCAUCAUGAAGGAGGCCCUGCGCCGGGGGCUGGUCAAGAAUGACGGCCUGCCGCCGGGGGCUGGUCAAGAAUGA